Messenger RNA from Phaeodactylum tricornutum CCAP 1055/1, 1595 nucleotides. RefSeq lists its product with no specific name. The record is from RefSeq and is a predicted model, not a curated record. The transcript is spliced from 2 exons. NCBI's taxonomy places the organism in Eukaryota, Bacillariophyta, Bacillariophyceae, Surirellales, Neidiaceae. Gene Ontology annotation, molecular function: glutamate-1-semialdehyde 2,1-aminomutase activity; transaminase activity; pyridoxal phosphate binding. Gene Ontology annotation, biological process: tetrapyrrole biosynthetic process. The coding region runs from base 60 to 1466 and encodes 468 amino acids.
CACACACAUCACGGUCCUUCUACUGUAACCAUCCCAGUCGUAUACUAUAUAGUCUCAUUAUGAAAUUCGCUCUCGCCUCUUCUGUUUUGGUUUUUACGGCUGUCGCGUCGUCGGCCUUUGUCCCGCACCAGGCCUUGGCCCGGGCCGGGAGUUCCUCGUUGCACAGCGCUGUUUCGGAUACCUACACCUUUACCAAAAGCGAAGAAAUCUUUGCCGAAGCCAAAACUUUAAUGCCCGGUGGUGUUUCGUCGCCAGUCCGCGCGUUCAAGUCCGUCGGCGGCAACCCCGUUGUCUUUGACAAGGUCAAGGGAGCCUACGCCUGGGACGUGGACGGCAACCAAUACAUUGAUUACGUCGGAACCUGGGGACCGGCUAUUCUCGGACACGCCGAUGACGACGUCCUCGCCGCCAUUACCGAAACCAUGGCCAAGGGAACUUCCUUCGGUGCCCCCUGUCCCUUGGAGAACGAGCUCGCCAAAGCCGUCAUUGCCGCCGUGCCUUCCGUAGAAAUGGUGCGAUUCACCAACUCUGGUACCGAAGCCUGCAUGGGAAUGAUUCGUUUGGUCCGCGCACACACGGGUCGGGAAAAGGUCAUCAAGUUCGAAGGAUGCUACCACGGACACGCCGAUUCAUUUUUGGUCCAAGCCGGAUCCGGCGUCGCCACGCUCGGUCUCCCCGAUUCACCCGGGGUCCCCAAGGCUGCCACCAGUGCCACUUUCUGCGCCGAGUACAACAACCUCGAAUCGGUCAAGAAAAUUUUGGAGGAACACAAGGACGAGUUUGCCGCCAUUAUUCUCGAACCCGUCGUGGGCAAUUCCGGAUUCAUCAAGCCCACCAAGGAGUUCUUGCAGGGUCUGCGCGAUUUGGCCACCGAAAACGGCGCCCUGCUCGUCUUUGACGAAGUCAUGACGGGAUUCCGCGUCGCCUACGGAGGUGCUCAGGAGUACUUUGGCGUCACCCCCGACGUCACCACCAUGGGCAAGGUCAUUGGCGGUGGACUCCCGGUCGGAGCCUACGGUGGCCGCAAGGAUAUCAUGGAAAUGGUCGCCCCGGCCGGUCCCAUGUACCAGGCCGGAACUCUCUCCGGCAACCCCCUCGCGAUGCGGGCGGGCAUCGAAACCCUCAAAAAGCUGAGCGCCCCCGGAACACACGAGGAACUCGAACGCAAAUCCCAAAAACUGAUCGACGGCAUUGCCGCCGCCGCCGAAAAACACGGCCACGACUUUACUUCCGGGUGUGCCGGAGGUAUGUUCGGAUGGUUCUUCACCAAGGGACCCGUCACCAAUUUCAGUGAGGCCGCCAAGUCGGAUAGCGAAAAAUUUGGCAAAUGGCACCGCAUGAUGCUGGAACGGGGUGUCUACCUGGCGCCGUCCCUAUACGAAGCCGGCUUUAUGAGUAUGGCACACACGGAUGCAGAUAUUGAAAAGACAAUCGCCAUUGCCGACGAAGUCAUGGCAAAGUUGUAAAACAACAAGGGAAUACUAGUGGGUAGCCUAUCUUGACGAGAAUAACGUAGCAUCGCCUUACACAACCGUCCCACCGGAACUUUUUGGGCAAGCAAAAGAUUCAAAUACAAACGUAACCUAUUUACAUAU